Aspergillus mulundensis is the source of this 972-nucleotide messenger RNA. Its product is annotated as PAPA-1-like domain-containing protein. The record is from RefSeq and is a predicted model, not a curated record. The transcript is spliced from 3 exons. The coding region runs from base 1 to 972 and encodes 323 amino acids. Gene Ontology annotation, biological process: chromatin remodeling. Gene Ontology annotation, cellular component: Ino80 complex. NCBI's taxonomy places the organism in Eukaryota, Fungi, Ascomycota, Eurotiomycetes, Eurotiales, Aspergillaceae.
AUGCCAUCAAACAAGCUUCGCGAAGCCACUAGUGGUAGCUCGCGGGGUGCUGCGACGAGGCGCUCGCAUAAUGUGUUCACUGAAAAUCCUAUUGUGACCGGCAAGCGCGCUAGUAGAUCAAAGAAGACGUUCGUUGAGGUAAACACCAGCGACGAAGAGGAAGAGGAUGAAGACCUGGAAGACCAGGAAGAAGACGAGGUUGAUGACGAGGAUGCGCCUGGUGAGGAUGAAGAAGAUGAAGACGCUGAUGCAGACGGUGAUGUGGACAUGGACGACACUCCUCCUCAGCCGCCAGUGUCAAGAAGGGCAAAGGCUGCUGUAACAUCUGCGCCCAGGGGGAAGCAGGCGAAGCCCGUGGAAACAAAAGAGAUGGAGCUCGACGAAGACGAAGAGGAGGAUGAUGAAGAGGAGCUAUCUGAGCCAGAGUCGGAUGCCGACGGCGAGCCUGACGAUCAAGAGGAGGGAGUAACACUUAACAUGGAUGAGGGGGGCGAGCCGGACGAGGACGAAGAGGACGAAGAGCUGGACAGUGACGGUGAACUGCCGGAUAUGAGCAAAUUGACCAAGAGACAGCGAGGCUCUCUAGGAAACGACUUCUUGCAAUUGCCGAUGGAGCCGCAAAUCAAGAAGCACCUGACGGCCGAAGAACGAGCAAUGCGCCGUGCUGAAAUGGCCCGUCGCCGGAAGAACCUGAGCGAGAAGCGCAACGAGGAAGAAAAGAUGGACACGAUCAACCGACUUCUACGAAAACAGGCGCCAAAGCGACGCGGCCGAAUUCCUGCUGCCGAGGCGGCCGAGAACGCUGCUGCAGACCAGGAAGCAGCGGCGGAAUUCGAGCCCGUGGACCCGACGAUGGUUAGAUGGCUCAGUGGCCGCGAAGGCAGCCGAGUCGCUGUGCCAGAGGAGUGGAUUGGAAUUUCCCCAGGGCGUAUCUUUGGAGGAACCGCAAGGAAGCUCGUUGAGGAACUAUAA